Messenger RNA from Fusarium oxysporum Fo47, 855 nucleotides. Its product is annotated as ribosylnicotinamide kinase. Lineage: Eukaryota; Fungi; Ascomycota; Sordariomycetes; Hypocreales; Nectriaceae. Bases 92 to 844 code for a protein of 250 amino acids. The transcript is spliced from 3 exons. Gene Ontology annotation, cellular component: cytoplasm. The record is from RefSeq and is a predicted model, not a curated record.
GUGCGUGCUUGUGAUCCCUCCCGCACUUUGCCGACGUCAAACUCACGACCAGGCUAACAUUACACAACAUAACUGCUGAUAUCUUGGCAUCAUGAGCGCAAACAAGGCCCUCAUAGUCGGUAUCUCGGGGUGCUCCUCGAGUGGGAAAACUACCCUUGCACGGCUGUUGCGGGACGUUUUCCCCAAUACUUUCAUUCUUCAUGAGGAUGACUUUUAUAGACCUGAGAAUGAGCUACCAACCAAAAACGGUCUCCUAGAUUGGGAUUGUGCUGAGGCCCUUGAUAUCCCGGCUAUGGCCGAGUCCCUCGCUUAUAUCCGCCAGCACGCUGCCUUUCCUCCUACCCUUGAUUCCAAAGAAGAUCAAAACUCCGUCGGCAAGUGCCCCGUAUCAGAAGCCAGCAUCGCCGCCCAGCGUGCCAAAGUCGAUGCCGCUCUAGGCCCAGACCAUCCCCUCCGCAAAAAUCUCCGUCUAUGUCUCCUCGAUGGCUUUCUUCUCUACUCCCCUUCUAUGGCUGCUAUAAAGCCCAACUUGGACAUCAAGCUCUUCUUGCGUACGACAUACGAAAAGGCUAAGAAGAGAAGAGAAGCCAGAGACGGGUAUGUCACCCUGGAGGGCUUCUGGGCAGAUCCUCCCGGUUACGUUGAUAAGAUCGUCUGGCCUAACUAUGUAGAAGAGCAUGCUUGGAUGUUUGAGUAUGGCGAUGUAGAGGGGAAGUUCAAGACGGAUGUUUUGGAUAAGGAGGGUAUCAAGGUACAGAGUGAUGUGAGUGCUGAUGGAGAUAUUGAGAAGACAUUUGAGUGGACAGUAGACACGAUUUUGGAGGAACUUGGAAAGCAAGUAUAGACGAGCUAGGG